Molecule: messenger RNA, 1326 nt
Organism: Rotaria socialis
Lineage: Eukaryota; Metazoa; Rotifera; Eurotatoria; Philodinida; Philodinidae
Source: the annotation of a GenBank genome assembly
AUGCGUUUUGAUGAUUCUCAAAGUAUUAGUUCGGCACUUCUUAGUGAAGAUUCUCAAACGUUGAAAAGUGAUAAAAUAGAUCCUUUGAUGUCGUCAGCAUUAAAUAUACCAACACGUAAUAAUGUUAAAUGGACAAUACGAAAUAGUAUAUCGAAUGCUAGUCUGAAUCGAUAUCGAUCAUCAUUUCGUCGGCAUGGAACAAAUAAUUCUUCGAUUAAUUCCCAAUAUUCAACGACAUCGUUUCCAUUAUUUCGUCAAUUUUAUCUUAUGCGAAGUUCAUUGAUGCAAAAACGACAGCGAUCAUUAAGUAAAAAAUCAAGCAAUGACGAAUCAUUUGUAUCCGAAAAAGUUCAUGUUGCACCAUGCAUUGAAAUAAAACAUGUUGUUAUUACAAUGUUCAUUACAAUUACAAGUGCUUUUCUUUUAAUAUUUAUGAUUUUCCUUGAUUUUGCUUAUCUAAAUGAUAGUAUUCCGUAUGAAAUCAAUCAUAAUGGGUUUAUUACUAAUAACAAUGCUUUAUGUUUUCGCUAUCCUAAAAUAUGUGUAAUGAAAGGAUUAGUUAUAAUUGUAUUUAUUCUUACAACAAUAAUAUUAUGUUAUAGUAUUUUAACAUUAUAUUUUUGUGCAAAACGUCAUUCACGUUUACUUGAACAGAAAACAAAUGAAUUAGAAAAAGAAAAAUGUUUAACAGAAAAAUUACUUCAUCAAAUUUUGCCACCAUGUGUAGCAAAAGAUUUAAUUAAUGGAAGAAAAGCACCAGCCGAAUAUUAUGAUUCAGUUACUGUCUAUUUCUCAGAUAUUGUAGGAUUUACCUCUAUAGCAAGUAAGUGCUCACCAAAUGAAACAUGCAAUAUGUUAAAUCAACUUUAUUCUAUAUUCGAUUCACUUUUGGAAAAUUUUGAUGUUUAUAAAGUUGAAACAAUUGGAGAUGCUUAUAUGGUUGUAUCUGGAGCUCCAGAAAAAAAUGGUGAUAAACAUCCUAAUGAAAUUGUCAAUAUGUCCUUAAUUUUACUUCGAGGUAAACAACAAGUUCGCGUACCGCGUACAUUUGCUGAACUCAAAUUACGUGUUGGAAUCCACACAGGGCCUGUGUGUGCUGCUGUUAUCGGAUCCAAAAUGCCACGUUAUUGUAUGUUUGGUGAUACAGUUAAUGUUGCUAAUCGAAUGGAAUCUACUGGCCUACCAGAACAAAUUCAUUUGAGUGAUGAUACAUAUAAGAUAUUAAAAAAUCGAGAACACUAUAUAUUUGAAGAACGAGGUGAAAUAGAAAUUAAAGGCAAAGGUUUAAUGCGUACCUAUUUUUUAUUGGAUAGAAAAUCAAAUUAA